AUGAUUGGCUUUAUCCAAUUAUAUUAUCUCAGUCUUCCAUUAUUGGUUAUGGGGAUGAAGGGACUUCAAAUGGACACAAGCUUUGACCUCAACAAAAUUCCAAUGGAUGAGGACCUGAGUGAUAUCAAUGCUUCAAAGACCAGUCAAUCAUCUUUUAGACCUUAUAGAAAAGUUACAAGAGUAGACAAAAGUCAACUCAAUUCCAACAAAGACUCACCACAUAAUCAUCAAUUCAGAGAUCAAGAAUCAAUGUCAACAAAUCAAGAUAUCCCAACCCCAGUCAGAUUGAGUAAGUCAAAUGCAAGAGUAUGGUCGGAAGAUUUGUUGAGUAGUCUCAAUCACCCCCGAGAUUCACUUCAAUCGCCAAAGGAUCCAAAAUCAAGUCAUAAUUUGGAUGAUGUUUCAACAAACAUGCAAAUUUAUAACGCCAGGAAGACAUCAAUACAACCAUUGUUUGGAACUUCGGAAGAGAAACCUUUGCUUGCAGUUAUUAUUGAGAGUGAUCAAAAUGCUUAUGAGGGAAGACAUACAGGUGAAUUCCUUUUGGAUCUGAGUGUGGAUAAACCACCCUGUUCACUCCCAGGUAUAACUUUUGGAGACACAUCUUCAAUCAAUCGAGGAUUAAAAAGGAAGAAUCUGAUCGACCAUGAUGAGAGAGAAGUUUCUCAAACUGAUAUAGAUAAAUGCAAUGGUCAAUCAGCCGUCUUGCACGAUCAAGAACAGAUCAUCACAGGUUCAACUAACAAAAAAUCAAACAAUUUGAAUGAGGAUUACAAAGGCGCAAGGAACAAAUAUUUCAAACCGAAUUCAAACCUCUUUCUAAAGCGUAUCCCCUUACAUGAUCUGGGUUUGUUGGACUUUCAUUCAGACGAAUCAAAUUAUCGCUCAUCUAUGUCAAUUAUCCCAGAGGACAUUGCGUUCAGUAAGAGACUUGAUCAACCCAUCAAAUCUACUCAUCAUUCCAUGAAAAGUUCAGUUGAGCAAAGGCAGAGGUUGUUACCUAUUGAAGAUCAAUUCAUUUCGAUUUAUGCGAAUCAAUCUAGGCACCAUCAGAAGAUUUUUCAGUAUAUACGUUCGUUUUGUAAUUGGAUUGAAGAUGAUUCGAAUGAUAAUUUUCAAGGUCAUAGACUUCUCAGCCUUAAUUAUAACAAGCUGAGAAAAUAUAUGGGUGAUCUAGAUUGGCGUUGGUAUUCCUUGAGUCAUCUAUAUUUAUUUCCAUGUUAUGAUAGUCAUCCAAAGAAAUUUAAACCUUUGAGAACUAAAUUUGAUGACAGUAUAUAUGACAUUUGGGAUGCAUAUGACAGACUUCGUUGGGUCAGACAAGUUCGAUCAAGCUAUAAAAUUCCAACUUCUAGACAAAAGUUAUGUGAAGCAAUUAUGUGGGGAGGAUAUAUUCUCUUCCAAUCGAACAAAUCUCCUAAAAAUAUUACUCGUGCAAUAGAAAGAUUUACUAAAGCAUGGCGUCAAAUUCAUACUCCAAUGGUUGAUAUUGGACAUUUUCCUCUAAUUUACAUUGCCAACUGUAUGCGCGAUAUGGCAGCAUUGACAGAAGAAACUUGGAGGGCUAGUGAUAAAAUCCGAAAAACAUUCAACAAUAUUUACUUGGAAAGAGACGAUAGUCAUAGCGGAAAAGAUGUAUGGAAGAUUCUGACUCCUUUGAUGAGUGCUCAAGACCAAAAAAAAAUGAGUUGGGAUCAACACGAGAAAAGGGCAAGAUUAUUGAUAGAAGCCAUUGAAAAACCUCAACACUUCACAUCUCAGAUCACAUCAUGGGGAUUUAGACCUGAUCAAGCUCUGGCUUUAUGGAAUGUGGGUACAGAAAUGAAAAAUUUACAAAAACAACAACAGAUGAUUAUGGAUCAAAUUUAUGAGGGAAUGAACCCAAAACUUAGCAUGAAUCAUUCAGUGGAGAUCAGUAAAGGUAAUGUGUCACUUUAUCUUGAAAAUGCUCUUUACUUCCAGAUUUCAAAUGGACCUAAAACUAAUUUUGGCUCUGAUAUGAUAUAUACAAAUUUCUAG
Messenger RNA from Melampsora larici-populina 98AG31, 2019 nucleotides. RefSeq lists its product as uncharacterized. The transcript has 5 exons. The coding region runs from base 1 to 2019 and encodes 672 amino acids. Lineage: Eukaryota; Fungi; Basidiomycota; Pucciniomycetes; Pucciniales; Melampsoraceae. The record is from RefSeq and is a predicted model, not a curated record.